GUGGUGAUGCCAUCUGUCGGCGUGUUGGGGAGUUAGCUGCCACAACAAACACAGGUCAUUCUCCCUCACUCCCUCCAUCACUUCUCCCUGGUUCUCCCUCACCAUGGCCUCCAAGAACCUCACUCACAUCUUCAUGAUCAUGAGGGACAAGGCCAUCCAGAGGAGGAACAUGUACAAGCGUGUGGAGGAAGGGCCCUUUGGGUGGAAAAGGGGGAAUGGAUUUUCCGACUGGGCAGGGAUGGUAGAGGAAGUUCAGUACAAUAUCAUCACACUGAAAGAAAAGACAAAGCGAGUGGCAGCCCUGCAGAGCUACUUGGUAAGGCGGCCUUCACUGGAUGACAAUACAGAGGAAGAACGGCAGUUGACGGCACACAACAAUGAAAUUAGACGGACGCUGGAGAGAUGUCAGAUGCUGAUGAUACAGAUCAAGCACAGUGGUGGACAAGGACGAGAAGAAACGCUCAACAAAAAUGUUGUCCGAGCCUUAGGGUUUGCCUUACAGGAAGUGAAAAAUGAGUUUGUUACAACUUGUUCCGCAUUUACUACUUCUAUGAACAACAUAAAGAAAACCAGUUCCUUUGUUCAUGAAGGUGGUGGUGAUUAUGACAGUGAUUAUGGAACAUUUGAGGGAGGAUCCAACUCUAGUCAGAGUCAAGCAUGGACACAGGAGCAGCUCAUGUUUCUGGCUGACAACACUGUUCAAGUGCAAGAAAGGGACAAAGCUGUUCAGCACAUACUGCAGUCCACAGUCCAGCUUAACCAACUGUUCCGAGAUGUAGCACAACUUGUAGCAGAGCAGGGAACUAUCUUAGAUCGAAUAGACUUCAACAUAGAACAUGCAGCUAUUAAAGUGGAAGAUGGAGCAAAACAGCUGAAGAAAGCAGAACAUUAUCAACGCAAGAAUCGUAAUAUGAAGUGCAUUUAGGUCUAUCUGGCACUAUCAUUUUUCUUAUUGUUCUACUUAUAAUUGUCAAAACCUAACAAUAAUAUGAAUUUUAACUAUAUAUAUAGCUUUAUUUAUUUUUCUUAAGAACACUAUU
This is a messenger RNA of Cherax quadricarinatus, 1040 nucleotides long. NCBI's taxonomy places the organism in Eukaryota, Metazoa, Arthropoda, Malacostraca, Decapoda, Parastacidae. The record is from RefSeq and is a predicted model, not a curated record.